Vitis riparia (riverbank grape) is the source of this 1273-nucleotide messenger RNA. Its product is annotated as ribosomal RNA small subunit methyltransferase nep-1-like. Gene Ontology annotation, cellular component: nucleolus; small-subunit processome. Lineage: Eukaryota; Viridiplantae; Streptophyta; Magnoliopsida; Vitales; Vitaceae. The transcript is spliced from 8 exons. The coding region runs from base 110 to 925 and encodes 271 amino acids. The record is from RefSeq and is a predicted model, not a curated record. Gene Ontology annotation, biological process: rRNA base methylation. Gene Ontology annotation, molecular function: rRNA binding; rRNA (pseudouridine) methyltransferase activity.
ACGUCGUCCACACUUUAGGGUUUACUGGCAGCAGAAGAAGCCUCCAUCUCUCGCAGUCGAUCAUCCUUUCUCCAAACGCAGCGUUUCGGUUGACCUCUGAGUUGAAGAAAUGGUACGGCCUUAUGCCAUAAAAGGGCACAAGCGAAAGAAGAGGGAAGAGAACUAUGAUAGAGAGGAAGUAGAACAAUUGCUAGAAGAGGAGACAGCAGCAACGGCCACACAGGAUGAGAAGAAGGCAGAAGAAGUCACACUUGAACUUCCUGGUAUCCCACUUGUCCCAUCCAACUUGAACAACAAGACUGGUGUUACCUUCAUUCUUGAGAGGGCUUGUUUGGAAGUUGCAAAAGUUGGAAAGAGUUACCAGCUAUUGAGCUCAGAGGAUCAUGCAAAUUUCCUGAGGAAAAAUAACAAAAACCCUGCUGAAUACAGGCCUGACAUUCUUCAUCAGGCUCUCUUGACUAUUUUAGAUAGCCCACUAAAUAAGGCUGGGAGGCUACGAGCUGUGUAUGUAAGAACCGAGAAAGGUGUGCUUUUUGAAGUUAAGCCACAUGUUCGCAUUCCAAGGACAUAUAAGCGGUUCUCUGGGAUCAUGUUGCAGCUGUUACAAAAACUGAGCAUUACUGCUGUUGGUAAGCGGGAGAAACUUUUACGCGUUAUCAAGAACCCGGUUACUCAAUACUUACCUGUUAACUCUCGAAAAAUAGGUUUCUCAUAUAGUUCAGAAAAGUCAAUUCCAAUGCGGGACUAUGUGGCUGCUGUUAGCGAUGAUGUAGACCUUGUUUUUGUGGUUGGUGCAAUGGCCCAUGGGAAAAUUAGUAAUGAUUAUACAGAUGAUUUCAUAGCAAUUUCUGGCUAUCCAUUGAGUGCUGCAUGGUGUACUUAUUUGAUCUGCGGGGCCUUGAUGCAGAAGUGGAAUAUAUUUUAGGUCCCUGUCUAAAAGCUGAAGAUUGGGAGCUGAUGUUUUCAUUUCCAGUAGUACAUGUAAAUCCAGGUGCAAUGCUUGCAUUUAGGAUAUUUAGCACUUUUUGUUGAGGGAAUAUAUGAAUGUUGUCAUGUUUUUGAAAAAGGAAGAAAGAAAAUUUAAGCUGGACUUCCUAUGUAUAUUGAGCUUCUGAUCGACUAUUACAGAAAUCCUUUUGUUCAUGACAUAAACUGUGAUGCAAAGAGGAUAAGGUGGAUUGUCUAGAGGGCUAUCACUGUACCCUUUGCUACAUAGAUUUUGCCUCUCAACCUUCUGGUGAAUUUAUAAUUUAGAGAAAGUUUUAAGUGUCCA